Brassicogethes aeneus is the source of this 2139-nucleotide messenger RNA. NCBI's taxonomy places the organism in Eukaryota, Metazoa, Arthropoda, Insecta, Coleoptera, Nitidulidae. The record is from the annotation of a GenBank genome assembly.
AGAUUGUUGAUAUUUACUCCAAACCAAAUACGAUUUUUUUCGGUACAGCGGAUUUUAACAGUGUAAAGACUGGCGUCAAAUAAAAAUAUUUUAAUGAAGGGCAGACAUCAGUUCCGCAGGCGGUUCAGCUUGCAGCCUUCAUUUCUAAAAGAAGAAUCAGAUGAUGACAGACGGACUCAUCCACGGUCUCAGAGGAGCGAGGACGCCGAGUCGACGGAAAAAACCGACAGCGUCGGCCCGGUGAGCAGCGUGCGGCACAAGGUGGUGGUGAUGGGCGCCGCCAAAGUGGGCAAAUCCUCCAUCAUCACCCAAUUCUUGUACGGCACCUUCUCGCCCAAAUACAAGAGGACCGUCGAGGAGAUGCACCACGGGGACUUCAACGUCGCCGGGGUGCAUCUGAUUUUGGAAAUUUUGGACACUUCAGGGGCGUACGAGUUUCCAGCAAUGCGAGCCCUCUCGAUUUCAUCAGCUGACGCUUUCAUCCUCGUGUACGAUGUAACCGAUGCCAAUACCUUCGAAGAAGUUCGUAUGAUCAGAGACCAGAUCCACGAGACCAAGUGCUCGACCAACGUGCCCAUCGUCCUAGUAGGAAAUAAAAUAGACUUGACUGGGACUAGGGAGGUUGAUACAGCCACAACGGAAUCCGUCGUAACUGUGGACUGGGAGAAUGGUUUCGUGGAGGCGUCCGCAAAAGAAAACACAAACGUCAGCAAAGUUUUUAAAGAACUCUUAGCACAAGCAAAGGUAAAAUACAACUUGUCGCCGGCCCUGCGCCGCCGACGUCGGCAAUCGCUGCCCUCGCAUUCGGGGCCGCCGCCGUCUACACCGUCGCACGCUAUGAUCCCCAAUCAGGUUCAACUCCAGCACCUGCAGCAGAUCAGAGACCGACAAGGAAAAAGAAACUCCUGCAUUAUCUCCUAAACACGCGCAUUCAAUUGUAAACAACACACUUUUUGUAUUGUAAGAGACACGCCAUAAAAAAAUAUUAGUUUUACGAAAAGACGACAUUUUCACAUUUCCGUCAAUUUCCAAAAUUACACUGUUCACAGGACAAGAUAAAAACGUUUCAUACUUAUUUUUGUAAAUACUCUUUUAAAUUUUCACACACGCUACUUGGAGAAGCCUUAUAUUGUCAUCGAGUCCAAAAUUGGCCACCCAGGCAGGAGUAGGUAGGCAACCGUUAAUACAGCGCAAUAUCAGACAAAUUUAUUCGAAAGUAGGUAGGCAACCGUGAUUACAAACGAUAAUGCUCUUCAGGCCGCCAAUUUUGGGAGACCCUGUAUACUUUAGCGUGCGAAAUUUCUUGUACAUUUAAUGGGCCAAAAAAUUAUUAUAAAAGUAUAAAAAUACCUUACGUGUCUCCAAUAAAAAGAUAUACUUAGGUAGGUACUUUGUCUUGUGUAAUAAUAAAAUAAAAAACCGAACUAAAUUUUUUAUUUUAUAAUUACCUACAGAUUUGAAAAAAAUAUGCGUGUGUUGCUUGUAUUGUCUACAACCGCAGACUAUCUUAAGUAAGGUCCAACAACAUUUCUGAAAUUAUUUUAACUUAUAUAUACCUAUACUUGCUAAUAAGCUGAAAAUAAUAAUUUUAUAAUACCUAAAUGUUUAUCAUUUUCUCAUAAUCAAAUCAAAAUCAUUUAAUAUAAUAUAACAAAGCAUAUCUUACCAUUUCUUGAUUUUUUAUCAAACUUUGAACACCAAGGGCCAGCAUUGAUAGGACUGCGCAAAGCUAAUUCUUCCAAAUAUACUUAUUAUGUAUAGCGUUCUUAACGUGGUUGUAAAUAAUUAUAAAUUACGGGGUCGAUCCGCCCCAGCAUCAAAAUAACAUGUAACACCGAUCGGUGGUGGUACGACCCUUAUAUUUUAUUUAGGUAAUCUUCAGUAUUGAAUCGGAUCACGUGACUGACUGCCGAUCAAGUCUUUUAAAUAAUUGUAAUAAUAAUUAACUUUCAUCUAUUAUAGAUUGGUAUUAUAUUCUUAUAGCAAAUCUUUUUUACGACUUAUUGGGAUGUUAAGGGCAAAUAUAUUUGUGUCAAUUUUUGUUAUUUUUUUCAUUAAUUAAUAAUAAAAUCCGAAUUUGAAGGAACCAAUUUCAUACAAUUUUACUUUUACCUACCUACAUAAAGUUUGUUUUUUUUA